AUGGCUGCUCGCAGGCUCGCCAUAUCUUCUCUGCUAUGUGCCGACGAUGAUGUCUCCGAUCCUCCAGUCCCGCUGCCGAGCGCUUCCCGUUCAUCUCUCUCGCCAUCUGACGUCCGGACGAGCUUCACUGAGGAGACCGAUGCCCAGCCCAGUGAACUACAGCCAUUUACGAUCCACGACAGCCUAGGACACACUGAUGGAGAAUCUCUACUAUCACCUGCAUCCACCGGCCUGGAUCGUGUGCCACUGUCUCUCCAGCCCGUUCAGCUAAGGAGACAUACACCAUCCCCCACAUUAGACAGCGAGACAUCGGGCUCUCCAAUGGCAGCGGGUGUGAUGUACUGCCUUACGCCCCGCAGUUCAGGAGACAUUCGUGACCAGGCCGACUCUAAGCGCAAUCGCUCUGAAUAUACCGGCUCCAGUGGCCGGCACCAGCAGCCAGAUUUGUGGCAAGAUCGACAUGCUACCCGGCUAACCGACGCGCAUGUUCAGCCUCUUUCCCCUCCCAUCAUCAGGCCAUCUUCGUCUCGCAGUGCGCAUUCAGAUCUACUCAACGUCUCCCACUCCCGCUCUCAGCCAUUUUCGUACGUUCUGCCGUCCCACUCUCCUUCUCGCUCCCCAGCCUCAGCAUACAGCCUGCCUUUCUCACAGAGACAACCGUCAGUUUCUCCCACUUUAUCUAUUCGUCCCAUUACUGCGUCCCCUGUCAACUAUUUGCGUCCUGCAGCUCCUCUACGGGCCUCUUUCGAUAGCUCACAACAUAGUCCUGAGUCAAUAUCUUCACAUCAACCAGGUCCAACAAGUCCUUCAUCGCCAUAUAUUCCAACCUCCAUGUCACGUUUGCUUCCACAAUCCCAUCUUGUAGAAAGCCGAUCUGAUCCAAAUACCGCAACGCGUACUGUGUCGGCACCAUCGCUUGCGCAUAUGUUGAAUCCUUCUCCUGGGCAUGCACGGUCUGGUGUCGGCUUGGGAGGGCUAGAAGCACUUGCGCAAGUUGCUUCAGAGGAGCGGAGAAGACUCAGUGGAGAAUUACCAAGAGCUAGCGAUUCUGCAAAGAGCUUCAGUCCGCGAUUGAGUAAGAGCCCUGUUGUGGAAAGGAGCCCUAUCGUGGGACGGAGCCCUGUUAUGGAACGGAGCCCUAUUGUGGAACGGAAUCCUGUCGUGGAACGGAACCCUGUCGUGGAACGGAGCCCUGUCGUGGAACGGAGCCCUGUUGUGGAAAGGAGCCCCGCCGUGGAACGAAACAACUCUCACUCGGAUUUUGUGCAGCUAUCGUUGGUGAAGUCGGCGUCCCCAGUAAGCACGCUUAGUCCCACUCCCCCGCAUCUGUUGUAUUCUUCCUCGUUUCACGACACUGUGGUUUCUAUUCCCAAUGCAUUCAGUCCAGAUGAAGCGCAUCCCCGGAAGAGACGCAAAGUCUCCGGAGAACGACCCUUAAAUAUCUUGCAGGACGGCGAAUCGACCAGUCCUCAGGUCCAUGCUGAGCCGAAUGCCAUGGCUGUGUCUAGUUUACUACGGACGGAUGACGAGCAUAUGGGAUACCCAGGCUUCAGUGGAUAUGACGGGACUACAGCUUCGCAACCAACGUCUCCUGCCAUUGAUUUUCCGAAUCUCAAUGCCACUUCACUGCCCUCUGAUCACAGCCCUCCAAAUCACUAUGCUGAGAGCGAAUCACCUUUCCAAGAAAGUCCGCGGACCAGUGAUGAUCAGCCCGACGACAACCACCAUUUGAUAAAACAAGAGCAAGUAGAGUUCGUAGCAUCAGAAGAGUCAACAGCAAAGGACGGUGUCGAUGUGACGAAAGGAAAUACGAGUAUGGGGCCAGCGGAAGAUGAGACCAUACAAGCACAAGAUCCUCACGAGUGGCUGCUUGAACAUUACACCGCUUCUCGAGCGCCAUCUCUUGUCAAGGAAAGCAUCGAUGAGAGCUCGUCGUCUCAUGCUCUCCACUCUCCGCCUCCAAGCAGUGAGACAACACAUGAUCCUCCCCUACCAGACGGUCCAACACAUACUUUAGACCGAAAUGGGGAAAACCCUCCCAUCGGGAAGGACCUGACAAGGAUCCCGACGCCUCUGUCUUUGCUAGAACAGGAUCUCGAUAAUACCACCACCAAAGGUAAUGCAAAAAUCGUAGGCGGUAUUGAUGUGGAACCUAGUUUGAUAGUGGCUAGUGUCUCUGGGGUCAAUGGAGAAGACACGUCGGAAUUCGAUGUCGACGAUGAACUUCUCAGCCUUGUAGAUGAUAGAUCUGACAGGUCUCAUAACUCUCGUCAUAAGCAUCAUUCGGCUUCUCGACCUGGGGAUACGCGGCGCCGGAUUGAACAGCCUCAACCGGAUUCCCAUCCCUUACAAUCGCCCACAGACUCCAUUACAAAUGCCAUUAAUGUCCGAAUGUCCAUGCCACCACCUCUCUCACCUGUCAAGGACAUCACAAAGAACGCUCCUGUGAAGCUCCCCGAUAAUGCGACCGCUUCGUCUAGUCAUAAAAAGAAAGAUACAGCGACCAAGCCCGUACCAAAGACGAAGAUGCCUCCAAAGCUGAAGGCAAAAACAGCUGGGAAGGCUAAAGAGAAACCCAAUAAAGAAUCCAUCGUGUUGUCGGCUCAGUCCGUGCCUCGUAGUCAUAGUAUCUCCGCGUCCGGCAGCUCCACGAAGGGCAAGAAAGCUUCAACCUUAGCCAGUGUUGCUCCUUUAAGCGUCAAACGAGCAGCUUCGGCCACAGCAGGGUCAUCUCGAUCUCGCUCAGCUUCUGUAAUGCCUAGUAAUGCUAUUGGACCCGAGCAUGAUGAAAAGGAAACGGUGGAAGGAGCUACAGAAACUAAUGCCAGGGACGAGGACCAAGAUGACAAGUUGUACUGUAUUUGUAAGACUAGCUAUGACGAGGAUCGAGUUAUGAUUGCAUGCGAUAGGUGUGAUGAGUGGUAUCACACGCAUUGUGUGAACAUGCCAGAUCUCGAAGUAGAUCUUGUUGAUCAAUUUAUAUGUCCGACGUGCAUCGAAAAUAGCCCGCACUUGCAACUCAAGACCACCUACAAGCAACGGUGCUUUUCUGGUAUCAAGCACCCCGAUCCAUCGUCGCCCAGUGCUUGCCACAAGCCUGCGCGUGGUGGAUUCUCGAAAUACUGCUCAGACGAAUGCGGUAUUCGCUACGUACAGUCACGCAUUGUGGCCUGGGGUGGCAACCAGGAGAAUCUGUGGGAAAGUGUCAAGGACGCCAGGAAGCGAGAGGGUGUCGUCAUUCGCGUUUAUCACAGUUCCCCUGCCAUUGACGACGCUAGUCCAAUGGUUUCUCAGCCAGCACAAACAGAUCCACGCCACGAAGUCGUACAUUUAGCGAAAACCAAAGCUCAACAAGAAAUGGCGCUUUUGACUAUCCAGCUCGAUGGGAUCACUCGAAGACGAGAUGAAUUAAAGACGGAGCUGGAAUUUGUCCUGUGGCGAGAAAAAUUGAUCGAACUGGCAGCUGCACGGGCGGAUGAUGUUGAUGAAUGUGGAUGGGACCAAAGACUCUGCUUUGGUGAGGAGGAAUACGCUGAGUUCGGCGUUGAUGUCUUGGAAAGCUACCAGGAAGUCAAACAAAGCGAUGAUGAAACGGGUGUGGACGCCAUAAACCAUGACAGUGGUGAAUGGUGGUGUAAGGGGAAAAGAAAGUGCGAUCGCCAUUCUGGGUGGCAGAAGUUGCGGUCUGCAGAAGUUGAUUUUGAGAAAGAGACUGUGGAGACCGCGCUUCUGGCACUCACAACGGAAGAACGUGAGAUCCGAAAGAAUAUUGAAGAUGUCAUGGAGUCAAAAGCUCGAGCUACAAUAAACAACACUAGUCUGAGCUCACCCUUACAGCCACUGAAUGGAAAGACUCCUGGUGUUGCCAAUGGCGUUGAUAAGACAAAGACUCGCGAAGAUGUUGGCAAGAAAGGCAAGAAGAAGAAGACACAAACUUAA
Messenger RNA from Fibroporia radiculosa, 3939 nucleotides. RefSeq lists its product as uncharacterized. Gene Ontology annotation, cellular component: Set1C/COMPASS complex. The record is from RefSeq and is a predicted model, not a curated record. The transcript is spliced from 5 exons. The coding region runs from base 1 to 3939 and encodes 1312 amino acids. NCBI's taxonomy places the organism in Eukaryota, Fungi, Basidiomycota, Agaricomycetes, Polyporales, Fibroporiaceae.